CUUGAAGCUGAGCUACUUGGAUGCCCCAUUUCCAGCCGAGGGCCCGUCCACUGUCCAGGGAUUUUUCGAGCCGCCCUUCUACGAAUGGUAUCGUACAAACAAUGAUUUUACCGAGUUCUAUCAAGUCGAGGAGUGUAUCUCUUACAUCUCCGAUUACAUGAAGUCGCACGGUCCAUUCGAUGGUUUGAUGGGAUUUUCACAGGGGGCAUUUCUCGCAGGACAACUAGCUGGAUAUCAGCGUUUGAAGGAAGAUCUUCUUCCUACGCCGAUCAAGUUUGUGAUCUUGAUCGGCGGAGGUAUGUCUGGAUACAAGCCCAUGUCGGCGGCUUACGACACUCCAAUCAAGUGUCCUUCGCUCCACACAAUCGGAAGGAAGGACUUUAAUCGCCCGGCCGGGGAGACACUCGUGACAAAAUUCGAGAACCCAGUGAUCUUGAGGCAUCCUCAUGGUCAUCGUGUUCCAGAGCUUGACAACGACUCCAUCGCCGAAUUUCGAUCCUUCCUUCUAAAGAUGCUGGCUUUGCGAGACGAAGACGAAGAUCCAAAGGAGCAUUUGGAAAAAUCCACUUGAAUGGUAUCCACGCAUCGUGGCCGUCCAAAUUCAAACUUAGGGUUCUUAAAGUUAGGCGCCAUUUCUUGUUGCUAUGGGCAUUUAGAUUUGUAUGAAUGUUCUUAGAAAGCAAAGCCAGGAUGAGAUCGCCUUCUUCGCUCAGCUCAUCCGAUCGCGAGGCGUGGGCAGGGAUCUAUCCGAGGCGCUGCGCGUCCACUCGCAACUCCUUGGCUCGCCCCAUCUCAGCAAGAACAGAUUUCUCUCCAAUCUCCUCGUCGAGAUGUAUGGAAAGUGUGGCAGCAUUGACAGCGCGCGCGCUGUUUUCGAUGGAAUCCAUGAGCCCAAUAGCUUCUCCCACACGCUCAUGGUCUCGGCGCUCGCGCACAACGCGCGAGUGGAAGAGGCGAUGGCGCUGUUCUUGAGGAUGGACGGCCGGGAUGUCAUACCAUGGACGGCCAUGAUUGGUGGGUGCGCGAUGGCGGGGGAUCUUAAGCAGGCCAAGCACUUCUUUGAUCGAAUGCCACAAUGGAACAUCGUGUCGUGGAACGCGCUACUCCAGGCUUUUGCCACGAGUGGGGAUUUUGCCAGUGCGAUGGAAAUCUUCGAAGCGAUGCCGGAGAAAAACAACGUUUCCAUCAACACCCUUUUGAGAAGCAUGAACCAGCUUGGUUUUGGCGAUUGGGCGAUGACGAUUUUCGAGAAAAUGGAAAACCGAGACAUCGUUUCGUGGACAGAGUUAGUAUCGGCAAAUGCCGCAUGCGGGUAUCUUGAGGAUAUGUGGCAUAUACUUAGAAAGAUGCCACAAUGCGACGUCGUUGCGUGGACCGCCGUGCUAGUGGGUUUUGCGGAAAACGGUAAUUUGGAAUAUGCUAGGGCAGUGCACGAAAAGAUGCCCCAGCGUGACAACGUUGCGUGGAACGCGAUGGUCCAAGCAUAUGCCCUUCGAGGGCAAAUAGAGGAGGCACGGCUCAUGUACGACCGUACGCCCAAGCACGACGUUGUCUCGGCGACGCUCAUGGUCUCGGCAUAUGCCCAGUACGGAGACGCCAUAGAGGCUCAAAAGGUGUUUCGAUCCAUGAAGAAAACCAACGUUGUGUCUUGGAACGCAAUGAUCCAGGCUUACAUCCAUAUCGGCGAUUUGGAGGCCGCAAAAUCGAGUUUUGAUGAGAUGCCACAGAGGGAUGUCGUGUCGUGGAAUGCAAUGGUUGCGGUCUUUGCUCAGAAUGAGCAGCAGCUCCAAAUCGCGAGGAGUUUCUUUGAUCGUAUGCCGCAAACGAAUGUGAUCUCCUGGAACACGAUCAUGACGGCGGUCGCGAGCAGUGGACACUUGGAGGUCACUCUGGAGAUCUUUGCGGGCAUCCCACAGCGGAGCCUUGUGUCGUGGAAUGCGAUGGUCCAGGCGUAUGCUCAAAACGGGCACAUCGAACAAGCCCAGGAAACUUUUGAUCUCAUGUCGUGUAGAGACGUCUACUCGUGGAAUCUGAUCGUCGCCACUUACAACAUGGUGAAGAAACUCGAUCAAGCGACCAGGUAUUUCAUGGAAAUGCCCGAGGCCAACUUAGUCGCGCAAACAAACAUGGUUUCGGCGUAUGCCCACAACGGACAUCUCACAAAGGCCAGAGAGCUGUUUGAUAGUAUGAAGCAGCGCAACCUCCUUGCAUGGACCACCAUGCUCACGGGAUAUGCCCAAAGGGGGCAUACCAGCGAAGCCUUUGAGCUCUUCCAUCUCAUGGGACUGGAAGGGAUCGAGCCCGACGAGCUCGCAUUCAUCGCGGUUCUCACGGCACACAGCCAUGUCGGACUCCUCAAAGAGGGUCUCGAGUGUUUCAAGUCGAUGAUCGGGGACAGGAAAGUCUCCCCAGUUCUCCAACACUACCACUCCAUACUUGAUCUCCUGGGCCGCGCGGGAGAGAUUGUGGAAGCCGAGAACUUGAUCUACUCCAUGCCAUUUCUCCCGGACGAGGUCUCGUGGACGAUCUUGCUGGGAGCUUGUCGAGUCCACCGCGAUUCCAAGCGAGCCAAAGAGAUCGCAGAUACGAUGAUGAAUGUGGAUCCAUCAAAGGGCGCUUCGUACGUGCUCUUGUCAAACGCUGUUGUGGAUCAUUCCCGCCAUCUAUGAUUGUAAAUGCAAGAACUUUUUUAGUCAA
Molecule: messenger RNA, 2697 nt
Organism: Selaginella moellendorffii
Lineage: Eukaryota; Viridiplantae; Streptophyta; Lycopodiopsida; Selaginellales; Selaginellaceae
Product: pentatricopeptide repeat-containing protein At4g02750
Exons: 7
Coding region: 663-2669 (668 amino acids)
Biological process (GO): RNA modification
Molecular function (GO): RNA binding; protein binding
Source: RefSeq, a predicted model, not a curated record